Messenger RNA from Vollenhovia emeryi, 864 nucleotides. It is a transcript of the gene CPR22, whose product is annotated as larval cuticle protein 8-like. The transcript is spliced from 2 exons. NCBI's taxonomy places the organism in Eukaryota, Metazoa, Arthropoda, Insecta, Hymenoptera, Formicidae. The record is from RefSeq and is a predicted model, not a curated record. Bases 85 to 480 code for a protein of 131 amino acids. Gene Ontology annotation, cellular component: chitin-based extracellular matrix. Gene Ontology annotation, molecular function: structural constituent of chitin-based larval cuticle.
GUUGGUGAUGCCUCCAGGGGUAUAUAUACGACGAGCGCUGCGGGGCUUGAUAAACACUUGCCCAUCAGCGAUUACUGCCGCAGCAUGUACACGUCAUUGGUAGCCUUGAUCGCAUUGGCAGCCUGCGUCGCGGCAGCGCCCGCCGACGAGCCAAUACCGAUCGUCAGCCAGAGCCAGGAGGGCCCCAAUCCGGAUGGGUCGUACAAGUGGAAUUACGAGGCCGGCAACGGUAUCAAGGCCGAGGAGGAGGGCCACCUGGAGGAUGUCGGCACCGAGAACGAGGCGAUGAAGGCGGAGGGUGGCUUCAGCUACGCGAGCGACGACGGCCAGGCGAUCUCCCUGACGUACGUGGCCGACAAGAACGGCUUCCAGCCGGUGGGCGCUCAUCUGCCCACCACGCCGGAAAUCCCGCCGCUGAUACUGAAGGCCCUCGAGUGGAACGCGGCGCAUCCGUCCAAGGACGACGAGAACCAGGUGUAAAGCAGCGACCCCCGGCGCCGCCGUCCCAGCAUGUGAUCUCACGACCUCCACGAGUAAUUAUCCCGCCAUGAGAAUGGAAGACGAUUCACGGUAAUAAACUCGCCGGUGACACCGGACGACGAGCGCGGCCGCCGUCGGCCGCGCGCGUCGUCGUCCUCGCCCUCGGGGCGAACACGGAUUGCUCCGGUUCAAAUUUUGUUCAAAUGUUGUAAAUAUUUAUUGCACGCGAUAUUAUGCACACACAUGCGUAUUUUAUUGUAUUGUAUUGUAUUAAUAUAUUAUAUAUGUAUUUGAAGAGACGCAAUAUGCGCCACGACCAUGUAACUGGCUCAACGUUAGAUAUGUGUCGCGGUGCAUUAAGAAUAAACGUUGCAUCCCAGGAGA